Molecule: messenger RNA, 570 nt
Organism: Galeopterus variegatus (Sunda flying lemur)
Lineage: Eukaryota; Metazoa; Chordata; Mammalia; Dermoptera; Cynocephalidae
Gene: IRF5
Product: interferon regulatory factor 5
Exons: 3
Coding region: 1-570 (189 amino acids)
Biological process (GO): regulation of transcription by RNA polymerase II; immune system process
Cellular component (GO): nucleus
Molecular function (GO): DNA-binding transcription factor activity, RNA polymerase II-specific; RNA polymerase II cis-regulatory region sequence-specific DNA binding
Source: RefSeq, a predicted model, not a curated record
AUGAACCAGCCCGGGCCCGGGGCUCCCCCACCGCCCCGUCGCGUGCGGCUGAAGCCCUGGCUGGUGGCCCAGGUGAACAGCUGCCAGUACCCAGGACUUCAGUGGGUCAACGGGGAUAAGAAAUUCUUCUACAUCCCCUGGCGGCAUGCCACAAGGCAUGGCACCAGCCAGGAAGGAGACAACACCAUCUUCAAGGCCUGGGCCAAGGAGACGGGGAAGUACACGGAAGGGGUGGACGAGGCGGAUCCGGCCAAGUGGAAGGCCAACCUGCGCUGCGCCCUUAACAAGAGCCGCGACUUCCGCCUCAUCUACGACGGGCCCCGGGACAUGCCGCCUCAGCCGUACAAGAUCUACGAGGUCUGCUCCAAUGGCCCCGCUCCCACAGGCACCAACAUGAUGAUGGUGGGUGUGCACAGGCCCAAGACCCCCUGUAAGGAGGUGUAUGUGAAGCAUCUGGGGAAGCGGCUGUACAAUGUCACCUGCAUCAUCAAGGAGAAAGGGGACUACAUCCUCAUCGAGUGGAGUGACAGAAGUGUCCCUGGAAGACCCUUCAAAGUCAAUGUGCUCUGA